GUCUGUUAAAUGGCAGAUGUUUCCAGCUCAUUCUAAGUCGUGCACACUAUAUAUAACCAUCACAAACCGCCAAUACCCCACACCAACACAACCUAAACCCUUCACUUUCAUAACCUCUUCUAAAACAGACAUGGUGGCAGAAGAAGUCAACAAGGUGGAGGUUCAACCCGAGUGUCCGGCGGAGCCGCCACCACCACCGACCGCGGUGGACGACAACAAAGCUCUUCCUGUUCCUGAACAAAAGCCCACCGAUGAAGCCGUGGUUGAAAAAUUAGAAAAGCCAAUUGAGGAGAAACCCAAAGAAGGUUCUAAGCACAGAGAUGAAGUUCUUGCGCGCGUAGCAACGGAGAAGAAAGAUGCACUCGUCAAAGCAUGGGAAGAAAGUGAGAUAUCAAAAAUCGAAAACCGAGCCCAGAAGAAGCUAGCUGCCAUUACAGCAUGGGAGAACAGCAAGAAAGCAGAGCUAGAAGCUGAAUUGAGAAAGAUUGAGGAGAAACUGGAAAAGAAGAAGGCUAAGUACAUAGAGAAGAUGAAGAACAAAAUAGCUCUCUUACACAAAGCAGCAGAAGAAAAGAGAGCAAUCACCGAAGCUAAACGCGGAGAAGGUGUUUUGAAAGCAGAGGAAUUAGCCGCCAAGCGUCGGGCUACUGGAUUGUCUCCGAAGAAACUAACACGAUGGUUUUCGAGCUAAACAUUUCAUAUAAUUGUAUGUUUUCUGAAAAGUUUGCAUUCAUGUUUUUCCAUCAUUUUGUGUGCUUUUGUGUGUAGAACUGUAACCUGUUUGUAACAAAAGUUUGAAAGUGACAUUUAUAUCAUCAAGUUUUCGACUA
Molecule: messenger RNA, 830 nt
Organism: Helianthus annuus (common sunflower)
Lineage: Eukaryota; Viridiplantae; Streptophyta; Magnoliopsida; Asterales; Asteraceae
Product: remorin-like
Exons: 4
Coding region: 17-691 (224 amino acids)
Source: RefSeq, a predicted model, not a curated record